Molecule: messenger RNA, 1769 nt
Organism: Aspergillus homomorphus CBS 101889
Lineage: Eukaryota; Fungi; Ascomycota; Eurotiomycetes; Eurotiales; Aspergillaceae
Product: putative flavin-containing amine oxidasedehydrogenase
Exons: 3
Coding region: 93-1664 (523 amino acids)
Molecular function (GO): oxidoreductase activity
Source: RefSeq, a predicted model, not a curated record
AAAAACAUCCCUUGCCAGCAUUUAUUGCAGAUUUGAAUGAAUUAUGAGCCAUCUUCCAUCUUUCACACCUCCAUAUUCCCAAUAGUUUCAGUAUGUCCCAGGAGGACACCCGGAAAAGAGUCGCCGUCAUCGGCGCGGGGGCCGCAGGCAUGUCCUGCGCCUCAACCCUAGCGAACCACCCCACCCAAUUCGCCGUAACGCUCAUCGACAGCGCCCCGCAAACGGGGGGCCAAGCGACAACGAUCCCGCUCGACGGCAGCAAACACGGGGGCGCGACGUGGCUGAACGACGGGGUGCAGGGAGGGUCGCCGAUCUUCCGACACACGUUCCACUUCUUCAAGCAGUACGGGUACGAGGCGCAGCCGGUGCAGCUGCAGGUGUCGUUCGGCAAGGGCGCCGACAGCUUCUUCACCAACGUGUUCCCGAGCCCGCUGGUCGACACCUAUCCGGCGGAGAUCUCCAAGCUGGGCCGCGUGCUGCGCUGGAUCAAGCGUCUAAUGCCUAUCUUGGGGCUGAUGCCCAUCCGCGCCAUGCUGAAGCUGUUCCGCUUCAGCGCCGACUUCGGCCAUAAGAUGGUGUUGCCGCUGAUCGCGCUGUUCCUCGGAACCGGCAAUCAGACCCCCAAUGUCGCCUGUGUGUUGCUUGAGCGCUUGUUCGAUGACCCGCAGAUGCGCCUGUGGGAAUAUGAUCCUGAUAUGCUGAUGCAGAAUCGGCCGUUGAUGUAUACGUUUCCGAACCUGGGGGAGUUCUAUAAGGACUGGAAGGCGGAUUUGGAGGCUAAGGGCGUUAGAGUGCUGCUGGAGACGGAGGUGGAUAUUCUCGAGCGGCGGAGGGGAGCGGGCGGCGUGAAGUUGAGGGUGAGGUCUGUGAAGGAGGGGCAGCGCGAGCCGGAGGAUGGCGCGCUGCAUGAGUUCGAUGAGCUGGUGCUGGCUUGUCCGGCGGACGAGGCGCUCGCCAUGCUCGGCAAGCAUGCCACCUGGCGCGAGAAGUACGUGCUGAACGGGGUCAAGUUCUUCAAUGAUCUGACCAUCACGCACACCGAUUCCGAUUACUUCAAUAGUUUGUUCGAGACGCGGUACAAGGACGAGUUGUGUGGGAAAGGCAGCAACGAGUCGCGCGAGGAGCAGAUCGCCUUCGCGCAGCAGAUGCCGCCGCGCUGUCGCAAGGAUGGUUGGGAGGGCUUCGCGCCCAUGUAUUUCACCCACUCGUUCGACUCCGACCCCGAUAAGAUCGAGAUGGGCUUCGAUUGCACCAACUACCAGCAUCAGUUCCGCGAGGCGCUCGGCGAGAAUGCCCUGCCGCUGGAGCCCGAGCGCCAUAUCUAUCAGACGAUUUUCUUGAAUGAGGACCACAAGCAUCUCUGGACCUGGGAGGGCAUCGACGAGGAUAAGAUCAUUGGCAAGAAGUGGUGGCACCAAUUUGGACAUCGCUGGCAGCAUUACCUGAGGGUCGUACCGGGUAUGAUGUUCAUCAAUGGGAAGAAUAAUACCCUGUAUGCUGGGGCCUGGACUAUGGUGAAUAUGCAUGAAAUCGCGUGUAUCUCCGGUAUGGCGGCUGCUUACCGCUUGGGUGCCGUCUACGAUCCCUUCGACGACUUCGCGGAGGAUGUGUUCUCCAAGUAUCUCCUGGUCAGCCACGGCGUGAGAUACAAGCGGAGGACAUGAGUUGUUCCGGUCUGGCAAGAUAUAAGGAUCAUACAUUAAUUAUAGUGAGUUGUAAUCAAUUACAGAACGUAUCGGAAAUCAUCAAUCUCCAGAUCCGUCUGGUUG